AGAACCACUUCCGGUUCAGGAUCGAGGAGCGAGGAAACACACUUGGGACGUACCCGUGGUCGAGCAGACGUGGCAACACAUGACGUCAUCAAAGAGGGGCGCUAGUUUGUUCAUGGGUGGUGUGCAAAGCUAUUCCUGCUAGCAGUAUAGGUAUAAAGCUGAGAAGAUGAUGGAAGAGAGUGGGAUUGAGACUACACCUCCUGCCAGCCCUACACCUCCCCUGAGUGCGGCUGCCACAGUCAGCGCCCCGCCAAUGUCUAUCGGUCUGUCCAGCCCUCUGUCCCACCCUGGCACCAGCUCUGUCUCCCCCGCUCUCGCCCCUGUUCCCUCCCUCCCUUCUUUCAGCAGCCCAAUGGCCACACCCCCCUCCCUGACCUCCCAGUUCCCCCCUCCCUCCACACUUGCCUCCCCCUUCACGAGCAGCUCUCCGUUUCCUCCUUCCACCUCCCCUUCCUUGCCUCCUCGGGCGUCCCUCAUCGGACUACCACCCUAUUCGGCUCCCAGCAUGUCGGCUCCUCCCGUAGGCCCGCCUUUAUCCAACUUCUCCAUGAGUGCAGGAUAUGACAUCACACGGGGUCAUGCCGGUCGAACGCCACAGACACCCCUGAUGCCAACAUUCUCCAGUCCUACUGCCAUGCCAGGUGUAGUGCCAAACCCCAUGGUUCAGCAGCCAGCCAUGAUAGGAGGAGUAGAUAGUGGAUCUCCCAUCACUUUCCCAGAGGAGCAGGAAGACCCCAGAGAGCCUGGGCACACCAACACUGGUGGAGGCAUCUGGGGCUUUUUCAAGGGAGUAGCAGGUAACACUGUAGUAAAGACGGUCUUGGACAGAACCAAGCACUCUGUGGAGUCCAUGAUCACCACUCUGGAUCCUGGCAUGGCUCCAUACAUCAAGUCUGGUGGGGACAUUGACAUUGUGGUGACUUCAGAUAAGGAGGUAAAUGUGGAGGCAGUCAGAGAUGCCUUUCAGGAGGUUUUUGGGAUGGCCCUGGUCACUGGAGAGCCUGGUCAGUCCAACAUCGCCCCACAGCCUGUAGGCUACGCAGCCGGUGUCAAGGGGGCUCAGGAGCGCAUUGACAGCCUGCGUCGAGCCGGUGUGAUCCAUGAGAAGCAGCCAGUGGUCUCUUUGGAAAACUUCAUCGCUGAGCUCUUUCCCGACAAGUGGUUUGACAUUGGCUGUUUGAUCUUGGAGGACCCUAAUAACAGUGUCCGCAUCGAGGUCUUCACUCAGGCAACUCCUCUGGCUCUAGAUCACGUCCAACAGGCCCAGUCCCUGACCCCUCCUGACUACAGCCUGCGCUGGUCAGGUCUGAUUGUUACAAUGGGUGAGGUCCUGGAGCGCAGCCUGCCCAACAUCAACAGGACAGACUGGCAUCAGGCCAUGACGGGCAUGACCCAACGCCAAAUGAUCCAGAGUGCUGCCAAAGCACUGGCUGGGAUCUACAAACAGCAGCUGCCCCCCAGGACUGUGUGAGGCUGAAUGCUUCCAGUGUCCGUCUCAUGCGAGGAGGAGGUGGAGACACUUGGAGGAAAACUGACUGAUGGGACAGCGAGGUUCCUCGUAUCUCCCCAUUCAUCCUCCAUCUGUCCUCGCGGGGGAAAGCCAAAUGCACAUCUCUUUCAAAGAUGUUGAUGUUUAUGCUCAGAGAUGUUUACUGACAUUUCAACAUGUCAACAGGAUUUUUCUGAAAGGCCAUCAGAUAUUACAUCAGGCUUUAAUGACGACUUAACUAAUCAUCUCGUCAUCCUCCGUAAAAUAUGAUUACACAUCAUGUGUAAUCAUAUCAACAACCUUAACACAUUGAGGCAAUAUUCAGUUUUCUUGUUGUGUUUAUGGUUAUUGUAGAGAUUAUUACAUGCACUGCGUCCCAGUUGUAUUCUAUAUACCAGAGGUCAGAUCCGAAACUUUGGAAAACAGUGUACUAUUGUAGAAGUUAGUUUUUUAAGAAACUAAUGUACUGUUUUGUAGUAACAGGGCAUUAUACAAGGUAUGUGCUGAUAUCCUGACACGAUUGCCAAUUUCACGUUUCAAAACCUUAAACAGCUGUUGGGAAAUGUUAUUCUAAGGAUCUUAGUUUGUGUGUAUAUUUCUUUAUAAACUGUUGCUAGGGCCAUCGAUCCACCGUCCACCUUUUUAUUUUAUUAUAUUUUUUUUAUGCUGUAAAUAACUCAUUUUAUUAGUUAGAAAUAGAAUCCCCUCAACAUGGCUGGAUUGAGUUGCUUGAGGGCCUUGAGGCUAAAAUGAGCAGCCGGGGCCAUGUUAACCUCCCCCUCGCUAUUCCUAUGCUUAUUCUUUAUGCCAAAUUCAUGUAAUAAUUUGCUUUGUGGCAAUUUGAUUAAACACAAAUAAUUGUGUUAAUAUGCUAAAUGAUUUUUUAUUUUAUUAAGAAGAUAAUAAAGGUAUUAAAACUAGAUUUUAGGAUUGGAUAAUAACGCAGCACACAUCUAAAGGCUUUUUAUAGUAUGGGUUGAUAUUCUGUUUUGUUCCCAUAUUUUCAUUUUCAUGAAUUCAGUUUUUUAAAUGACCAUAAAUCAUUUGUCACACCGUGAACCUGGGGCCUGAGAGGGGCCCCUGGGGUCGGGGGCCUCAGAGGGGCCCCUGAGACUGUGUCCAGUGAAAGCUUCUUAAAGCAUUGAAUUGAUAUGAAGCCAUUGUGCUGAAAAUGUUUAUUGUUUUGAAGCAUUUGAUCCAGGGAAAAUGUUGAUCUCUACUGGACAACCUCUGGUAAUGCAUUUGUAUAAAAGAUAAAUAAAGAAACAUUUUCGACGACCA
Molecule: messenger RNA, 2770 nt
Organism: Cottoperca gobio
Lineage: Eukaryota; Metazoa; Chordata; Actinopteri; Perciformes; Bovichtidae
Gene: prrc1
Product: proline-rich coiled-coil 1
Exons: 9
Coding region: 167-1471 (434 amino acids)
Biological process (GO): activation of protein kinase A activity
Cellular component (GO): cytoplasm
Molecular function (GO): protein kinase A regulatory subunit binding
Source: RefSeq, a predicted model, not a curated record